Messenger RNA from Ceratosolen solmsi marchali, 3367 nucleotides. RefSeq names its product MAP4K3-like protein hppy (gene hppy). The coding region runs from base 360 to 3101 and encodes 913 amino acids. Gene Ontology annotation, cellular component: cytoplasm. The transcript has 20 exons. The record is from RefSeq and is a predicted model, not a curated record. Lineage: Eukaryota; Metazoa; Arthropoda; Insecta; Hymenoptera; Agaonidae. Gene Ontology annotation, molecular function: MAP kinase kinase kinase kinase activity; ATP binding. Gene Ontology annotation, biological process: protein phosphorylation; intracellular signal transduction.
CGUCCGUGGACGGGGUGAGGGAGCGGAGAGGGAAAAUGGCGGCGGUCGAGGCACGGACCGCGAGAGCGACGGUCACCGUGUGAUACGAUAAUAUAAAGUCGGUCACGCUCUCUCGGCCAUAAUUCGCGAGCUCGGGACGAAGAGCGAGGCUCCAGGCGAGUGCAAGGCCGAGAGGAGUCGAGGUCGUCGCGAACGCGGUCCCGGGCGGGGGGUGGGGUGGGUUGGGGGUAUCGGAGGUGGUCGUGGGCCCAGGGACGCGCGAUGUAGGGGCCCGGGCGACGGGAGCCGGAGGUGGAGCACCGUAGUGUCGGUGAGAGCAUACGUCGAGUUUCGGCCGGGGGCAGGCCAGUGGGGCGACUAUGGCCCUGAACGCGAACGCCCUCUCCAGCGACAUCAGCAGGCGCAAUCCCCAGGACGAGUACGAGCUAAUACAGAGGAUCGGCAGCGGGACCUACGGUGACGUUUACAAAGCUAAAAGACUUUCCAUGAACGAUUUGGCUGCUAUUAAGGUCAUUAAACUUGAACCUGGUGAUGACUUUGCGAUAAUACAGCAAGAGAUCUUAAUGAUGAAGGAUUGCAGGCAUCCGAAUAUCAUUGCUUAUUACGGCAGUUACCUAAGGAGGGAUAAAUUAUGGAUAUGUAUGGAGUAUUGCGGCGGUGGAUCCCUUCAAGACAUUUAUCACAUUACGGGUCCGUUAACGGAAAUUCAAAUUGCUUACAUGUGUCGGGAGACGCUACUCGGCCUGGCCUACCUACACGGAAUGGGCAAAAUGCAUCGAGACAUCAAGGGAGCCAACAUUCUCCUCACCGAGUCUGGUGAUGUUAAACUCGCCGACUUUGGAGUGUCAGCUCAAAUCACAGCGACGAUCAAUAAAAGAAAAAGUUUCAUAGGCACGCCUUAUUGGAUGGCUCCGGAGGUGGCAGCCGUUGAGAGAAAAGGAGGUUAUAAUCAGCUUUGCGAUAUCUGGGCUAUCGGUAUAACGUCCAUAGAAUUAGCCGAACUGCAGCCACCAAUGUUCGAUCUUCACCCAAUGAGAGCACUAUUUUUAAUGUCCAAAUCGGGUUUUAAGCCUCCAACAUUGAAAGAUCGCGAUAAAUGGAGUCCAACUUUUCAUAAUUUUGUCAAAAUUGCAUUGACAAAAAAUCCUAAAAAGCGACCGACAGCGGAGAAACUCUUACAGCACACGUUUUUUCAAAGCGAAAUGAGCAAGCGUCUCGCUUUGGAAUUACUGCAAAAGGUUUCGAAUCCUAGCCACGUAUUCGCUGAGCUAGAGCCUGACGAAGAUGGAGCUGUACCUAAUGUACCACAGCGCAUCGCAUCGAGACACACAGCUAAGCCAAGACCAAAGAGCCCUGUUUCACAAUUAGACAGCGAAGAUCAAUUUAAUUUAGAUGGUGGAACACUGCACAGAGAUUCAACUUCAUCUUCCAUCGAUAAUAAUCCAGCAUGGGAUAUCAUAGACAUCAUGAAUAACGUUAAGACUGCUCGAAACUGUGAUGUACAUCCAGACUGUGGAAUUGGCCAAGAGAACCGUGAUGCAGAUAGUAGAGUCAAACACAGAAGCAAAACUGGCACGGAGAUCUUUCGUAUGAGCCUCAGGAGUCUAUUGGAGUACAUUGAUGAGGAGUUGUUGCUAAGAGCUACAUUGCCCCUUGGCGAGACAUCAAAUGACUGCGAGGUUCAUCGAGGUUUCUACGGGAAUUUGACAGGGUCGCAGCCGGGCACCGGCCGCCGGCUCCACAGCUCCAUGGAGGAGCUCUUCGGCGGCUCAGCCGGCGGCAGCCACGGACAGCGGCAGCGUUCCCUCUCGGACAACGGCGGACGCCGGGAGCAGGCCCACCGCCCCCGACCCAACGGUGAAAACGAAGCAUCGGAUAACGGCGAGGAAGGCAUUGGACCAGACUUACUCUCCGAUACUCCACCGGUACCGCCGAGGCGAAGGGACAGGAAGAGACACACGCCUCCCAGGCCAGUCACCAAUGGUCUGCCGCCGACUCCCAAAGUCCAUAUGGGAGCCUGUUUCUCUAAGGUUUUCAAUGGAUGCCCUUUAAGAAUUCACUGUACGGCCAGUUGGAUUCAUCCAGACACGAGAGAUCAGCAUUUACUAAUUGCAGCGGAGGAAGGAAUUUAUAACCUUAAUUUAAAUGAACUGCACGAAACGGCAAUCGAUCAAUUAUAUCCAAGGCGGACAAUUUGGAUGUACGUUAUCAAGGACGUUCUAAUGUCAUUGUCAGGCAAAACGCCGCAACUUUAUAGGCACGAUCUUCUAGCGAUGCAAAGCAAACAGACACAUAGGUUUUCUCUACACAUGAAUAAAAUACCGGAGCGAUUAGUGCCGAGAAAAUUUGCGCUUACGACGCGGGUGCCCGACACGAAAGGCUGCACAAAGUGUUGCGUCGGCCGGAAUCCUUAUAAUGGAUACAAAUACUUGUGUGGUGCGAUGCCAGCUGGAAUCUUCCUUAUGCAAUGGUAUGAUCCGUUGAAUAAAUUCAUGCUGUUGAAAUACUUUGAGUGCCCACUGCCGUCGCCAUUGAACGUCUUUGAAAUGAUAAUAACACCCGAAAUGGAAUACCCAAUGGUGUGCGUUUCGGUGAAACAAGCUUUUCAUCAAACUAAAUUGAAGCUUGACCUAAUUAACAUGAACUCGGGGGCCAGUUGGUUCCACAGCGAUGAACUAGAGGAGAUGGAUGGUUCCGCAACAGUCAUUCCACGAAGAGAAAAUCUUCAAGUAGUUAGCGUAGCGCAGCUUGAAAAAGAUGCCAUUCUCAUUUGUUACGAUAAUUCGGUGAAAAUAGUGACGUUAGGUGGGAAACCACGAACUAGUAAAAAACAAAUGUCAGAGCUUCAAUUUAAUUUUCAAAUUGAAUCAACAAUCGUUCUACCGGACAGUGUUCUUGCCUUUCAUAAGCACGGGAUGCAAGGUCGUAGUUUCAAGAACAGCGAGGUUACGCAAGAAAUCAGCGAUCCGAGUCGAACGUACAGACUUUUAGGCUCUGACAAGGUUGUCAUGCUGGAGAGUCACUUAGUACAUACUGGCACACUGAACGAGACCGAAGGCGCCGAUCUCUACAUUCUCGCGGGUCACGAAGCGAGUUAUUAAUUCUAAUUAGGGAGAGAGCUGCGCAACAAUGAAGCUUUAUUCUUUCCUGUAAAGAGCAAAGAUUAUAAAUAAUUAAAACGCAGCAGACUGCACUGAGUAGACUGUUAACAAACAAAACAAAAACAAAAACAAAAAAACAAAAACAAAACAAAAACAAAAUGCUGCUGUAAUGUACAGCAGCGCGUAAGUAUUAAAUUGAUUUCGUGAAGCUGCUUUAAAGAACGGAAUCACCAUCAAAAACAAAUAUACAAACAUAAGAAGAAAAA